AUGCCUCCCAGAAUCCCCACAGAAGCAGACUUCUCCCCCCUCUCCCCCAUCCUCCCCCACAAACUCCAUUUCCCCUCCCCGCCCGAAUCAACAACCUCCAUCCUCAUCCUCCUCCACGGCCUCGGCGACCACGAACUCCCCUUUGCCACCUUCGCCCGCAACAUGUCCCUCCCCGGCGUCCUCGCCAUCUCCGUCCGCGGCACAUCCCCGCUCCCGGCCGCCUUCGCCGGGGACCAGCAGCAGCAUUUCCACUGGGGCGAUGACCUGAGCGUCGACACUAACACGGGCGAACUGGACCCGGACCCGGGCUUCGACAAGGCUUCGCGGCUGGUCAUGCAGAAGCUGGUUAAAGACACGCUGAUUGACCGGUGCGGAUGGGAGAUGAACGAUGUUCUGUUUUUCGGCUUCGGACAGGGCGCGUCUUUGGCGUUGGGAUUGGCGUCAAGGUUACGAAGUGUAGAACGCAUAAUCGACGUCUCGGAUGGCGAUGAGACGACGAGGAACAAGUUUGGAAAGACGUGCAAAGGCGUCGUUUCGAUUGGUGGACCGCUGCCGCAGUCCAUGGUUCCCUCGUUGAGCAGCCGCGAAAAGAGCGAUACUCCGGUGCUGGUGUGCCAGCUGAGUGAGGAUGAGGCGGACGCUGUGAAGAAAGAGUUUAAGGAUGUCAGGGUCGUGAAUUGGAAGAGAAGGGAAGUGGCUAUGCCGAGGGACAGAGACGAAAUGUUUCCCAUUAUGAAAUUCAUCGCGGACCAACUCAACAAGGGCUUCAGAUAG
Molecule: messenger RNA, 774 nt
Organism: Trichoderma aggressivum f. europaeum
Lineage: Eukaryota; Fungi; Ascomycota; Sordariomycetes; Hypocreales; Hypocreaceae
Exons: 1
Coding region: 1-774 (257 amino acids)
Biological process (GO): protein depalmitoylation
Cellular component (GO): cytoplasm
Molecular function (GO): carboxylic ester hydrolase activity; palmitoyl-(protein) hydrolase activity
Source: RefSeq, a predicted model, not a curated record